This is a messenger RNA of Gymnogyps californianus (California condor), 4033 nucleotides long. It is a transcript of the gene TRPC4, whose product is annotated as transient receptor potential cation channel subfamily C member 4. Gene Ontology annotation, cellular component: membrane; cation channel complex. The transcript has 11 exons. The coding region runs from base 467 to 3394 and encodes 975 amino acids. Gene Ontology annotation, molecular function: protein binding; store-operated calcium channel activity; inositol 1,4,5 trisphosphate binding. Lineage: Eukaryota; Metazoa; Chordata; Aves; Accipitriformes; Cathartidae. The record is from RefSeq and is a predicted model, not a curated record. Gene Ontology annotation, biological process: regulation of cytosolic calcium ion concentration; calcium ion transmembrane transport; manganese ion transport.
CUCCUUCCCCAUGCUGCGCAGCCUGCGCUCCGGGGGGAACCGUCGCAUCGGAAGGAGCUGUUACUUUUUACAGCCAGCAUGAGGCUCCCCGAGGGAAUAAGGAGAUGCCGCACUAAGCAGGCGGGGAAGAAUCUGCCUCUCAUCAGUUGCACGGGAGCCCGGCGGCAGGCGCGGUCCCCCCGGCUGGAGGUGAUGGACACCCGCUAACUCGUGGGCGUGCAUGCGAGAGUGCCUGCACGUGUGGCAGACAUGAAGAAAAUAAAGUAAAAAUGGGAAAAAGUGGCUGAGAUGGACGAGAGCCAGUGAAAUAAAACAAACACCUUUUAAAGGGAUUUAAUUUACAAAAGCGAUUGAAAAGGGUACUACUUCCAAGGGAAAAUGUGACCUGUUCAAACUGUUGAAUGAAGAUGCCGGCUGUCAACGCAUGCACCUAAACCAAAGACAAAGUAUUAGAAUGGCAUAAAAUAUGGCCCAGUUCUACUACAAAAGAAGUGUCAAUGCUCCCUACAGAGAUCGUAUCCCUCUUCGUAUUGUACGGGCAGAAUCUGAACUGUCUCACUCAGAGAAAGCCUAUCUGAACGCCGUGGAGAAAGGAGAUUAUGCCAGUGUAAAGAAAGCUUUGGAGGAAGCAGAAAUUUAUUUCAAGAUCAAUAUUAAUUGCAUUGAUCCCCUGGGAAGAACUGCACUCCUUAUUGCAAUUGAAAAUGAGAACCUUGAGCUCAUUGAGCUGCUCUUAAGUUUUAAUGUAUAUGUGGGAGAUGCUCUGUUGCAUGCCAUACGAAAGGAGGUAGUUGGUGCCGUGGAGCUGCUGUUAAACCACAAGAAGCCCAGUGGGGAGAAACAGGUGCCACCAGUGCUUCUGGACAAGCAGUUUUCGGAAUUUACGCCGGAUAUCACACCAAUUAUUCUGGCUGCCCACACCAACAAUUACGAAAUCAUAAAGCUCCUUGUGCAGAAAGGGGUCUCCGUGCCCAGGCCGCACGAGGUCCGCUGUAACUGCGUCGAAUGUGUCUCAAGUUCAGACGUGGAUAGCCUCCGCCACUCUCGAUCCAGACUCAAUAUCUACAAGGCUCUGGCGAGCCCAUCGUUGAUUGCUUUGUCCAGUGAGGAUCCUUUCCUUACUGCUUUUCAACUGAGCUGGGAGCUGCAGGAACUGAGUAAAGUCGAAAAUGAAUUUAAGUCGGAGUAUGAGGAACUGUCACGGCAAUGCAAGCAAUUUGCAAAAGAUCUCCUGGAUCAGACACGGAGUUCCAGGGAAUUGGAAAUUAUUCUUAAUUACAGAGAUGAUAAUAGCUUGAUAGAAGAACAAAGUGGUAAUGAUCUUGCAAGAUUGAAACUGGCAAUUAAGUACCGUCAAAAAGAGUUUGUUGCUCAGCCCAACUGCCAGCAGCUGCUUGCGUCCCGCUGGUACGACGAGUUCCCCGGAUGGAGGAGGCGACACUGGGCUGUGAAGAUGUUGACAUGUGUUGUUAUAGGACUCCUUUUCCCGGUCUUCUCUGUGUGCUACCUGAUAGCUCCCAAAAGCCCAUUAGGGCUGUUCAUCAGAAAGCCAUUUAUCAAAUUUAUCUGCCAUACUGCAUCCUACUUGACUUUUCUGUUCCUGCUGCUGCUUGCCUCUCAGCACAUUGACAGGUCAGACUUGAGCAUGCAGGGACCGCCACCAACCAUCGUCGAGUGGAUGAUAUUACCGUGGGUCCUGGGUUUUAUCUGGGGUGAAAUUAAACAGAUGUGGGAUGGUGGACUACAGGACUACAUUCAUGACUGGUGGAACCUCAUGGAUUUUGUAAUGAACUCCUUGUACUUAGCAACAAUCUCUUUGAAAAUUGUUGCAUUUUCAAAGUAUAGUGGGUUAGUUCCACGGGAGAGCUGGGACAUGUGGCAUCCAACCCUGGUGGCUGAGGCCCUGUUUGCAAUCGCAAACAUCUUUAGCUCCCUACGCUUGAUCUCAUUAUUCACUGCAAAUUCUCACCUGGGACCUCUGCAGAUAUCUCUAGGAAGAAUGUUGCUGGACAUUUUGAAGUUUCUCUUCAUAUACUGCCUUGUGCUGCUAGCUUUUGCAAAUGGAUUGAACCAGCUGUACUUCUACUAUGAGACAAAUGAACCCGGCAACUGCAAAGGAAUACGAUGUGAAAAGCAGAAUAAUGCAUUUUCAACACUAUUUGAAACGCUGCAGUCAUUAUUCUGGUCUAUAUUUGGACUCAUCAAUCUCUAUGUGACCAAUGUGAAAGCAAGGCAUGAAUUUACUGAAUUUGUUGGGGCCACCAUGUUUGGUACCUAUAAUGUAAUCUCUCUGGUUGUUCUACUCAACAUGCUAAUAGCCAUGAUGAAUAAUUCUUACCAACUUAUUGCUGAUCAUGCAGACAUUGAGUGGAAGUUUGCUCGAACAAAACUCUGGAUGAGUUACUUUGAAGAAGGAGGAACUCUGCCUACUCCUUUUAAUGUCAUACCAAGCCCAAAGUCUCUGUGGUAUCUGAUCAGAUGGUUAUGGAGACACCUUUGCAAGAAAAAAAUUAGAAGAAAGCCUGAAAGUUUUGGAACAAUAGGGAGACGUGCAGCUGACAAUUUGAGAAGACAUCAUCAAUACCAGGAAGUUAUGAGAAAUCUGGUUAAGAGAUACGUUGCAGCAAUGAUAAGAGAUGCCAAAACUGAGGAAGGACUGACAGAAGAAAAUUUUAAGGAGUUAAAACAAGAUAUUUCCAGCUUUCGUUUUGAAGUCCUGGGUUUGUUAAAAGGAAGUAAGCUGUCUAAUUUGCAGACUGCAAAGAUGAACAAAGACACUGCCUCUCUGUCAGAAAAUGAAGAAAAUAGUGAGAGUGAAGGAAACAAGAAAGGAAAGAAAAAGACCUUCAGCCUUUUUGACAUAACAACGAUGAUUCACCCAAGAUCAGCCACUAUUGCCUCUGAAGCACAUAAUGUAAGCAACGGCUCAGCAAUGAUGGUACCAGAGUCCACUAAGGAGAAACAAAAGCGGGUGAAUUUUGUAACAGACAUAAAAAAUUUUGGGUUAUUUCACAGACGAUCAAAGACAAACUCUGUGGAGCAGAGUACAAAUAAAAUAUACACCGUUUCUGAAGAAGUUUCCCGUCAACAGGCAGAAGAACAAUGUGAGAAAACUGCUGAACUGGAAGAGGGAGAACUGACCAUGAACUGUGAAUUAAACAUCCAAAGUCCUGAUGAAAAAUGUGUGUUAGCUGAGUCACAAAAUAGCAGUGAUUCUUCGGAUUCACAGGAAGAGGGAAGUAUUUGUGCUUCAGAAAUGGAGAAAAUGGAGUUACAGAACUCAGAACCAGCCACACCGCAGGAUCAGCUGGACAAGGAGUUGGACAUUAGCAUUGACUGUGGUGGGAAACAGGAAACAAUUGAUCAGGGUGAUUAUGUGAUAACAAGGUUGUGAUGCUUACAGGAGGAAGCAUUUACAAAUAUAUAUAUUUUGCAUAGUGCUUUUGGGGAGGGGGAAUGUUUUAAGAAUUAUAUUAGCAAAUGCAGAAUUACACUUUAUAGUACUCAACUGUGGCACAUGAUCUUGUAACAUAGUAGUCAAGAGAAAGAUAAUACGGGGACCUUCUGUUUUGUAGCCUGCUUUAGCUUUCACGAUUUGUUUUACAUUUUUUAAUAAAUGGAAGCAUCUUGUAUUCUUGUACUGUUGCAAUAACCCACAGAAACUUUUUAGCUAUCUUUUUCAAUUACAACAAAUGCAAUUUCUCUCAUAUGAUAGUUGACUCCUAUGAUAAAUAUUUUUCUAUGCAAAUAAAAAAUAGCUUAAGAGACUUGUAAGCCUUUAUUUAACUUUGUAGGUUCUUAAAAGAUUCUGGGCACCAUAAUAAUCAUAAGUGGCUCCUGUCAGCAUAAUUCAUGUCAAGCUAUUAGAAUAAUUUAUUUAAAUUGCUAGAAACUUGAUUUGUUUCAAAAGCUAUACAGAAUCAAAAGAUAAAGUAUAUUCUUUUAUUUAUUGAAGGAAUAUGAAUACCUGUAAAUUAUGAAAGAUCAGUCUACUUGAUUAUUUAAUUACAGCUUCUCCCUCCCAGCAAGAGGA